This is a messenger RNA of Mustela erminea (ermine), 691 nucleotides long. Its product is annotated as 60S ribosomal protein L17-like. The transcript has a single exon. The record is from RefSeq and is a predicted model, not a curated record. Gene Ontology annotation, molecular function: structural constituent of ribosome. The coding region runs from base 173 to 613 and encodes 146 amino acids. NCBI's taxonomy places the organism in Eukaryota, Metazoa, Chordata, Mammalia, Carnivora, Mustelidae. Gene Ontology annotation, biological process: cytoplasmic translation. Gene Ontology annotation, cellular component: cytosolic large ribosomal subunit; ribosome.
AUUUGGUAAGAAAUUUCCUCGUGCUCUUCCUCUCAGCGGCCUGGGGUGACCUCUGAAAAUCAUUCGCUAUUCGCUUGACCCGGAAAACCCUACGAAAUCAUGCAAGUCAAGAGGUUCAAAUCUCCAUGUUCACUUUAAGAACACACAUGAAACUGCUCAGGCCAUCAAGGGUAUGCAUAUCCGAAAAGCCACCAAGUAUCUGAAAGACGUCACUUUGCAGAAGCAGUGUGUGCUAUUCCGUCACUACAGUGGUGGAGUUGGUAGGUGUGCCCAGGCCAAACAGUGGGGCUGGACACGAGGUCGGUGGCCCAAGAAGAGUGCUGAAUUUUUACUGCACAUGCUUAAAAAUGCAGAGAGUAAUGCUGAACUUAAGGGUUUAGAUGUCGAUUCCCUGGUCAUUGAGCACAUUCAGGUGAACAAAGCCCCCAAGAUGUGGCGUAGGACUUACAGGGCUCAUGGUCGCAUUAACCCGUACAUGAGCUCUCCCUGCCACACUGAGAUGAUCCUUACUGAAAAAGAGCAGAUUGUUCCGAAACCAGAAGAGGAGGUUGCACAGAAGAAAAAGAUAUCCCAGAGGAAACUGAAGAAACAAAAACUUACAGCCCAAGAGUAAAUUUGCACAGAAUAAAUGCAAAUAAAAAUUUUUAAAAAUAAUAAAAUUUCUUCAUGAGGAGCCUGAGUGGCACAGUCA